CAUUCCGGCGAGGACAAGUCUGAUGGGGCUGCUUCGUCUUCCACCCGAAACCCUAACUACCAUCACGUGCGGCGGCCAGCUUCUUUGAUAGAGGUCACGUGCGGAACACGAACCGCACACAAAUUGUUAAGCGUAAAAGAAAAAAAAAAAAAAUCUGGAAAUGCAGAAUAUCAACAGAGGCUUGUCUGAAACCCUAGCUCUACUCCUCUUCUUCCUCCAAUCUUUCAUUUGCUGAGCAACAUUUCCAUUUCCAAGGUGUUUUGUUAUUUGCCAGUCCUCUAGAUUGUGAGUCCCUUCUGUAUAGUGCAGCUAGCUCCUUAAAGUUCUAUUAUCAAUAACAGAUAUGUUUGUCUGGGAUCUCCUUUUUAUCAACUUUGGUGGCAUUGAUAAAGAGCUGAGAAUCUUAACAAAUUUAAGACCUUGAAGAAGGCAAACUUUUAUUUCUGUAUGACUCCCUAAUUUCUGUGAGGAGGUUCAAAGUGCUCAUAUAUUUAUUUUCCUUGAACGAGUGUGUGAUAAGUACUGCAGUGUUACAUCAGAUGACUGAAAGUGCUAUGGCGGUAGUCAAACCUGAGAUGAAGUCUUACAUUUGGCUUCAAACUGCCGAUGGCUCAAUACAACAAGUUGAAGAAGAGGUUGCUAUGUUUUGCCCUAUGAUUUGUCGGGAAAUACUCCAAACAGGGAUGGGAUCCUCCAAAAAUUAUGCUAUAUCUCUUCCACAGCGAGUGAAUCCUGCCAUAUUAGGCUUAAUACUUGACUAUUGCAGGUUCCAUCAAGUACCGGGUCGCUCUAAUAAGGAGCGUAAAACAUUUGAUGAGAAAUUCAUUCGCAUGGAUACAAAAAAGCUAUGUGAAUUGACGUCUGCUGCGGAUAGCCUCCAAUUAAAACCUUUGGUUGAUCUAACUAGCCGGGCACUUGCUAGAAUUAUUGAAGGAAAGACUCCAGAGGAGAUAAGGGAGACAUUUCACCUACCUGAUGAUCUCACAGAGGAGGAAAAGUUGGAGCCCCUGCGAAACAUAACAGAUGAUCCACGCAUUCGGCUCUUAAAUCGAUUAUAUGCACGAAAGAGGAAAGAAUUAAGAGAAAGAGAGAAAUUGAAGAAUGUUGAGAUCGAGGAGCGGGUGGAUGAUAGAUCAGUGGAUGACUUAUUGUCAUUUAUAAAUGGAGGAGAUGGAGAUUCAAAGGCAGUUAAAACAAACAAAAACAAAAAGAAAAAUCGGAGGAGAAAAGAUCAACAGAAGGAUUCUUCUUCAACCAAUGAAAAUGGGAACCAUGAUAAAAUAGGGGAGUUGGAUGCUCUUCCUUCUUGUCGCCAGAAUGAGUGUAACAAGAUUUUGGGGGCAUCUCCGAGUAGAACUGUGAAAUCACAGGAUUCGGCAGCUGCUAUUUAUUCACCUAAGAUCGAGUUUGAUGAUGGUGAUAUUUAUGAUGAUCUAGAUCCAGCAAUGAAAGAGGAACUUGACAGGGAAGUAGAGGAUUUUGCAAGAAGAUUGAAUUCAGAUUGGCCAGAAAGAGUGCAAGAAAUUUUAUCGCUAGGCCAAGAAAGAAAACUCGUGACAGUAUUAAAUGGCAAUGGUUCAUCACCGAGAUUCACAAAACAGGUGCUGAUAGGAGGUAGUAGUCUUCCUAUUGGAGUUCGAAGGUAGUAACCAUCUAGAGGCAAUCUGCUUUCUGGUACUUGAACACAGUAGCUCGGUUGAUUCGAAGCGGUCAGAUUCUGGGAGGAGCUGCUGCUGUAAGGAAGAGCAAGAGUUUGCAAGAUUUCAGUGUAAAUGGUUUUGAUGGGAAGAUUUAUAGGGGCAUUAUUUCAUGAGGAAGAUGCAAAUUUUUGUUUUGUGGGAUUUUGUAUGGCAGAGAAAUGAAAGAGAGUCAUAAGAGGAAAAGGGGGGAGGGAGGGGAACAAAAACUGGCGCUGUAUCGCUGAGAGAGAGCACAAUUGGCUCAUCCCUUUUUUUUGAGCCUUUUCAUUUUGUUUUUUCUUUUGUUUGUUUGUAACUUGAGCCAGCAUUAUUUUGGCUUAUAUGUAUUGUUGUUGAAAUUAAUGUCCACUGCAUAAAAAUGGUAUCUUAAUUCUUUCCA
Momordica charantia (bitter melon) is the source of this 2079-nucleotide messenger RNA. RefSeq names its product SKP1-like protein 21. NCBI's taxonomy places the organism in Eukaryota, Viridiplantae, Streptophyta, Magnoliopsida, Cucurbitales, Cucurbitaceae. Gene Ontology annotation, biological process: ubiquitin-dependent protein catabolic process. The record is from RefSeq and is a predicted model, not a curated record.